AUGCCCAAGUUCAAGCAACGAAGAAUAAAGCUAAAAGCCAAAGUGAAAAGAUUUUUCAAAAGAAAAGAAGCCUCUCACUUUCUGUCUAAGCUAGUUACACCUCCCCCUCCGCCACCCUCACCAGAAAGAGUGGUUAUUCCUUCAACACAUACACCCCUUAGCAGAAGCUGGCUAAGACCAUCCUGGAACUUCAAAUUUCCCAAUUUUAAAGAUGCAGUAAAGCUUUGGACAAAUAGAGUAUGGUCUACAUACAACUGGUUUCAGAACUGCAUGGCCCAGAGUUUGGAAGUAUUGAAAGACACCAUCUUCCCAUCCCGUUUCUGCCACCAAGAACUUCAUAGUCUAAAACAAUGGUUUCGCAUUUUGGAAAAUGAAUUACGCAAGCUCCAGGAAGCACUGAAGGCCGUCUCAGAAAAUUCUUCCUGUCCAAGCUGUGGUCAGAUGUGUCACAUGCGUGGUAAACUUACAAAUGUGCCUGCAUGUGCUCUAACCACCCCUGGAGACUCCGGGGCUGUACUUUCCGCCUCGCUGCCACAGCCAGCCAGUCAUCUUCCUCCGCCCCUGCCUCCGCCUCCACCACUGACAGCACCUUUGCUGCUCAGAAAAUCUGAUCUCACUAAAGCACUUCAGGCUGGACCAUUAAAAAAAAGUGGACCCAUGCAGAUAACAGUUAAAGAUCUACUGACUGUGAAAUUAAAGAAGACACAGAGUUUUGAUGAAAGGAGGAAGCUUGUACCAUCACCAAAGGCACAGAAUCCACUAGUUACUGUCUCUGACCUGCAGCGCGUUUCCCUGAAACCAAAGUCCAAAGUGUUAUCAACUCGAGUUACAAAUGUCUUCAUUACUCCUGGUAAAAGCCAGUUAGAACUGCGGAAACUACUCAGAAAAGUCGAUGUAGAGAGGAGCCCAGGUGGAACCCCACUUACCAAUAAAGAAAAUAUGGAAACAGGAACUGGGCUGACCCCAGUAAUGACCCAGGUCUUGAAGAGAAAGUUUCAGCUGGCUCACCCUAGAAGCCCAACUCAAACUCUGCCACUUUCUACAAGCACCUCUGAUGAACAAAACUGA
Molecule: messenger RNA, 1068 nt
Organism: Balaenoptera ricei (Rice's whale)
Lineage: Eukaryota; Metazoa; Chordata; Mammalia; Artiodactyla; Balaenopteridae
Product: proline-rich protein 11-like
Cellular component (GO): cytoplasm; nucleus
Source: RefSeq, a predicted model, not a curated record